GGAAAAGACAAAGAAUGCUACCAAAUGGGUAAUAUUCAAGAGGGUACAUGGAAAUGGAAUCUCUCUUGGAGAAGAACCUUGUUUGAGUGGGAAAAAGAGGACACCAUGAAACUCCAGGGGAUUCUUGACAAUGUGAAGAUCACUCCUGGACGCCCUGACAAAUGGCAAUGGAUUCACAGCAGUGAUGGUCUCUACUCAACAAAAAUGGCUUAUUGGAAGUUGACAAAAGAACGGACGGGAUCGAAAGAGGCAAAAAUGUCAAAGAGAAUAUGGAAUCCCAUGCUCCCGAGCAAGAUAGCUGCCUUCAAUUGGAGAGUAAUACUUGACAGAAUUCCUACCAAAGCUAAUCUUCAUAAAAGAGGAAUUAUCAAGGACAUAGAAGAGGCAAAAUGUGGUAUAUGUGAGGAGUAUAAGGACGCCAGCCACCUAUUUCUAAAUUGCAAAAUAAGUAAAUGGAUUUGGAAAGCUUGCAGCAGAUGGUGGGGGACCACGGUAGCAUUAAAGGAAGAUUGCUGCAACACUUUUGACCAAUUCGGGAAUGGGAUAAAAGAUCCACACAUAGCAGAAGGUUGGGAUUGCAUCUGGAAUACUGUCAUUUGGACAGUAUGGAUGGCAAGAAAUCGCAAAAUAUUCCAGGAUACAGAAAUUAAUGUGGGAGGAAGACAUUGGAAAGCUGUGCGAUACAUGGGAUGCUAAGAGGCAAAAACCCAUGGAUCUAUCAUAUUUUUUUGUUAAAUCUCAUUUAUCUAGCUAACAUCAAAACUGCUAGUGUCCCAAUCUACCUUAUUGGAGCUACAAAAAACCUUUGCCAAACCCAAUGAAAGACCAGACUUCUC
This is a messenger RNA of Rubroshorea leprosula, 836 nucleotides long. The record is from the annotation of a GenBank genome assembly. Lineage: Eukaryota; Viridiplantae; Streptophyta; Magnoliopsida; Malvales; Dipterocarpaceae.